Molecule: messenger RNA, 189 nt
Organism: Tauraco erythrolophus (red-crested turaco)
Lineage: Eukaryota; Metazoa; Chordata; Aves; Musophagiformes; Musophagidae
Source: RefSeq, a predicted model, not a curated record
GGCCCUGUCGUGGGCGGCUGGUACAAGAUCCUGGAUCAACUCAUCCCAGGGGCCACAAAAGUCGUGGCCGUGAAGAAGAUGGUCCUGGACCAGGGUGGCUUUGCACCGUGUUUCCUCGGCUGCUUCCUCGCCAUCACGGGGGCGAUGAACGGUCUGUCGGCGGAGGAGAACUGGUCCAAGAUCCAGCAG